AUGAGCAAGUGGGCAUUUUCAAGUUCCCGCCUCACAGGCCUGCUGUGUAAAGUGUGUGCAGACACCAGCAGUGGGAAGCACUACGGCAUCUACGCCUGCAACGGCUGCAGCGGCUUCUUCAAGCGCAGCGUCAGACGGAAGCUCAUCUACAGGUGCCAGGCCGGCACAGGUAUGUGCCCCGUGGACAAGGCCCACCGCAACCAGUGCCAAGCCUGCCGCCUAAAGAAGUGCCUUCAGGCUGGCAUGAACAAAGAUGCUGUGCAGAACGAGCGUCAGCCGCGCAGCACGGCUCAGGUGCGCCUGGACUCGCUGGACGUGGACCCGGAGAAGGAGCACCUGGCCACCACGCGCGAGCCCUCCUCCACCUGCUCGGUCAUCAGCCGGGCACACCUGCCGUCCUCGGGCAUCAGUACCGCCGCCGCGCCCCCACAGCGCUGCCCCAGCCCCCAGAAUGGACACCGCUUCAUGGCUAGCCUCAUGACCGCCGAGACCUGCGCCAAGCUGGAGCCAGAGGAUGUGGAUGAAAACAUUGAUGUGACCAGCAAUGAGCCUGAGAGGAACUCGCCGGACUACAACACCUCGCUGUACCCCUCCAGCAGUCCGGAGAGUGUGUACGAGACCUCCGCCCGCCUGCUCUUCAUGUCCGUCAAGUGGGCCAAGAACCUACCCGUCUUCUCUCACCUGCCCUUCAGAGACCAGGUGAUUCUUCUGGAGGAGGCGUGGAGCGAGCUCUUCCUGCUGUGCGCCAUCCAGUGGUCCAUGCCACUGGACACCUGCCCGCUGCUCUCCCUGCCGGACCUGUCCUCUCCCCAGCAGGGCAAGACCAGCCCCUCGGCCUCGGACCUCAGGGUGCUGCAGGAGGUCUUCACCCGCUUCAAGAACCUGGCUGUUGACCCAACCGAGUUCGCCUGCCUCAAGGCCAUCGUCCUCUUCAAACCAGAGACGAGAGGGCUGAAGGACCCAGAACAGGUGGAGAACCUGCAGGACCAGGCCCAGGUGAUGCUGGGACAGCACAUCCACACUCUCUACUCCAGCCAGCCAGCCAGAUUUGGAAGACUCCUACUCCUUCUACCUGCUCUUCACUUUGUGAGUUCGGAGCGGAUUGAGCUCCUCUUCUUCCACCGCACCAUUGGGAACACGCCCAUGGAGAAGCUGCUCUGUGACAUGUUCAAGAACUGA
Sardina pilchardus (European sardine) is the source of this 1179-nucleotide messenger RNA. RefSeq names its product nuclear receptor subfamily 2, group E, member 3 (gene nr2e3). The record is from RefSeq and is a predicted model, not a curated record. Gene Ontology annotation, molecular function: zinc ion binding; RNA polymerase II cis-regulatory region sequence-specific DNA binding; nuclear receptor activity. The transcript is spliced from 8 exons. Gene Ontology annotation, biological process: cell differentiation; anatomical structure development; negative regulation of transcription by RNA polymerase II. Bases 1 to 1179 code for a protein of 392 amino acids. Lineage: Eukaryota; Metazoa; Chordata; Actinopteri; Clupeiformes; Clupeidae.